GUGAUUCGGGGAGGCGUUUCUCGGCGGCCAGAUGAGCUCCCGGAUGGCCGGAUCGGUCCUCCUCCGCCGCGCCGGCGCUGGCGCCAACCGCCUCUUCGCCACCACCGCGACGUCCCCAGGGGCCAGGACCUCCCUCGCCGGCGGUAAGGGCGCGUUGGUGCGGAUGAUGUCCACUUCCGCGGCCUCGCAGGUGGUCAAGGCGGAAGCGGCCAAGGGCGAUGGUUAGAAGAAGGAGGUGGCGAUCAGCAGCUACUUGGGGGAUCGAGCAGUCAAAGAAGCUGGUGCGUGAGGAAGGCACCGAGUGGAAGUGGUCUUGCUUCAGGCCAUGGGAGACGUACACCGCGGACAUGUCGAUCGAUCUGACCAAGCACCACGUGCCCAACACGAUGCUCGACAAGAUCGCCUACUACACCGUCAAGUCCCUGCGCUUCCCCACCGACAUCUUCUUCCAGGUACGCGUGCUUCCUGGUCUGGUGCCCCUGCUACAUGCACGAGUGCAAGCGUCACGUGGCCAUGAGCAGGCCAGUUCCACGCCAACAAGAUGA
Molecule: messenger RNA, 545 nt
Organism: Triticum dicoccoides
Lineage: Eukaryota; Viridiplantae; Streptophyta; Magnoliopsida; Poales; Poaceae
Product: ubiquinol oxidase 1a, mitochondrial-like
Exons: 2
Coding region: 219-545 (108 amino acids)
Biological process (GO): alternative respiration
Cellular component (GO): mitochondrion
Molecular function (GO): alternative oxidase activity
Source: RefSeq, a predicted model, not a curated record